Messenger RNA from Fulvia fulva, 918 nucleotides. RefSeq lists its product as uncharacterized. The record is from RefSeq and is a predicted model, not a curated record. Bases 1 to 918 code for a protein of 305 amino acids. The transcript has a single exon. NCBI's taxonomy places the organism in Eukaryota, Fungi, Ascomycota, Dothideomycetes, Mycosphaerellales, Mycosphaerellaceae.
AUGACACGACAGACUGCCGUUAGCCUCGCAGGCACCGAAGCCAACCUAUCGUUCUCUCCCUUGGCUGCUCUUCCAACUGAGAUCGUCAGUACCAUCGCAUCAUACCUUACCCAUCAGACACCCUCCGACCACGCUGCCUACGAUAUCUGUCGGCUUCGAGCAUCCUGCAGAGCACUACAGGAGAAAACUCUGCCAGCUUUCAGCAAGCGAUUCUUCCACACCCUGGAUUUUAACACUGCAUCUGGCGAACAUGGAGGAGGGCUUGAUAUGCUCCUCUACUUCCUGACUUUCGAGGACGUUGCAAGCGCAGUAAAGACACUGCGUAUCCAUUGCAAUCUAAUGGAGACCGCCGACCAUACCUAUGAACAAGGUCUAUUCUCAAGAGUGCUUAGCAAGCUGCCCAAAGGCCUCACCCUGGAUAUUGAGAUUCUAUGGAGUGGCGACACUAGCUACAACCAUUACACCUCCUCAAACCUCAAGUACGUGACAGCAUGUGUACGUGAGCUGACACUGUCCCACCUUCGAAUUGCUGCGAUCCGGCUGCACAGCAUCGCUCUAGAUGUCACCUCCUUGCAGGAACUCAUCUUAGCUCAGAAGGACAACAUCGCAUCUCUUGAAUUUGAAUCCACCAUAGUGAUAGGAGGAACAUGGGACCGAAUUCUCCGCGCGUGCCAGACGUGUCCUGCGCUGAGCUCCCUGUACACCGGCGAUCUCAACUGCUUCGAACGGGCGAUACCAAACAACGUGAGAGAACGGCUCGACAAGAAUAUACACGUAUUCUGUCUCGGAGAACGUGUCGCCAAGGCCGUCAGGAACCCCGCGACUCGGAAAAUUGAGACUUAUUCAAUUCAUCGGUAUAGAGCUUGGGGUAUGGGCGGCGAGGCUAUCGAGCUUUUGCUGAAGGCGAUCGUGAAGUAG